AUGACUCGUGCAUCGGAGUUCGAUUUCAAAAGUCCCAUCAUUAGAUGGUCCGUGCGCAUUCUGAAGCCCUAUAAAAGGCUUGCUCCGACAUGCACCGCCUCCAUUCUUGGUUAUCUAAUUUUUGCCGCCCCAGUUCUUUGGGCUCUGCUUGCACCCCUUGGACGCGAUGACCUUGCUGCUGCACUACUGGCUUGUGUCGUCGGGGGAUCCUCCCUUUUUUUGGGCUCUCUCUUUGCUGGAACUUCAACUGCACAUCACUUGAUGAAGCAGUGGAUUUCAGCAAAUGGAUUGUUCUUCGAAAUUUUUGGAACCCUCUGCUUCGUGCAGCUUCUCGUCUAUGGUUCAUUCGAGCCCAUGGAUAGCAAGGUACAUUUGGAUUGUAGCUAUAUUAGUCUACUUGUUCAAUUUUCAAUGCUUGACUUUGAUUGUUUAUACAUUUUGAACGGGGAAACUUGGAGGAUGUUAUCACAUCUCGAUGCAGUCGUCUGCUUUCGCACCCUGUGUCUGAAGUGUGCCAUGUCUUCCAGAUGA
Molecule: messenger RNA, 531 nt
Organism: Laccaria bicolor S238N-H82
Lineage: Eukaryota; Fungi; Basidiomycota; Agaricomycetes; Agaricales; Hydnangiaceae
Exons: 2
Coding region: 1-531 (176 amino acids)
Source: RefSeq, a predicted model, not a curated record